Phyllopteryx taeniolatus (common seadragon) is the source of this 2179-nucleotide messenger RNA. It is a transcript of the gene lhx3, whose product is annotated as LIM homeobox 3. Lineage: Eukaryota; Metazoa; Chordata; Actinopteri; Syngnathiformes; Syngnathidae. The coding region runs from base 250 to 1437 and encodes 395 amino acids. Gene Ontology annotation, cellular component: nucleus. Gene Ontology annotation, biological process: regulation of transcription by RNA polymerase II; neuron differentiation. The record is from RefSeq and is a predicted model, not a curated record. The transcript is spliced from 6 exons. Gene Ontology annotation, molecular function: DNA-binding transcription factor activity, RNA polymerase II-specific; RNA polymerase II transcription regulatory region sequence-specific DNA binding.
CCAGUCGGAUCAGCUGACGACCGCGCAUGCACGAGUACCGCCCCCCUCCUCAUCUAUGGCCAAACGCAACUAGCACGUCCACACUUGAUGGCUUCUCCCUCUUCUGGGUGACAACACGGGAAGGGACACUUUUGUUUUGGUUUUUUUUUUGGGGGGGGGGGGAUUUUUUUCCUUUUUUUUCUCCGUUAAACAAGACAAGUGCAUCCGAUUUUUUUUUGGGCGUGGAAGAUACAGCAACAGAACUGCAAAAUGUUGCUCGAACACCCGGGCUCAAGUUGUCAGAAUAACGCCAAUUUCUCCCGCUACAGCGCAGGCCAAGACAUCCCAGUGUGUGCAGGCUGCAACCAGCACAUCGUGGACCGCUUCAUCCUGAAAGUGCUGGAGCGCCACUGGCACAGCAAGUGCCUCAAGUGCGCCGACUGCCACACUCAGCUGGCCGACAAGUGCUUCAGCCGGGGGGAUAGCGUCUACUGCAAGGAUGACUUCUUUAAGAGAUUUGGCACCAAAUGCGCGGCGUGUCAGCAGGGCAUCCCACCCACGCAGGUGGUGAGGCGGGCCCAGGACUUCGUUUACCACCUGCACUGCUUCGCCUGCAUCGUGUGCAAGCGGCAGCUGGCCACGGGCGACGAGUACUACCUGAUGGAGGACAGCCGGCUGGUGUGCAAAGCCGACUACGAGACCGCCAAACAGAGAGAAGCCGACUCGACCGCGAAAAGGCCCCGAACGACUAUCACGGCCAAGCAGCUGGAGACCCUAAAGAACGCCUACAAUAAUUCUCCAAAGCCGGCCCGCCACGUCCGCGAGCAGCUCUCCUCCGAGACGGGCCUGGACAUGCGGGUUGUGCAGGUUUGGUUUCAGAACCGGCGGGCCAAAGAAAAGAGGCUGAAGAAGGACGCCGGGCGCCAGAGGUGGGGCCAGUACUUCCGCAACAUGAAGAGGUCACGUGGAAGCUCCAAGUCAGACAAAGACAGCAUCCAGGAGGAGGGCAUGGACAGCGACGCCGAGGUGUCCUUUACAGAUGAACCUCCCAUGUCAGACCUCGGCCACAGCAAUGGCAUCUACAGCAGCAACUCCCCAGCCAUGGGGGGCCGCCCAGGGGGUAACAACCAUGCCUCUUUCCCUUUGGAGCAUGCCGCCCUGCCCUCGCAAGAUCAAUUCCACGACAUACGCUCCAACAGCCCCUACGGCCUACCCCAGUCGCCGGGGUCUCACCCGGCGCUACCUCGGCACCAGCCGCUCAUCACCAGCCUGGUCUACCCCGAGUCGGGCCUGUCCCUCAUGACCCAAGACGGGGGGAUGAACCCCGGCGUGAGGGUUUCCAUUGGUGCCGCCAACGGCCCGAGUUCGGACCUGUCCACCGGCAGCAGUGGUGGAUACCCGGACUUCCCUGCCAGUCCGGCCUCCUGGUUGGACGAAGUGGACCAUGGACAGUUCUGAUUGCUUGGUUCUAAGAAACCGGACUUACUUUCAUGAUUUAGUCUGUUUUUUUUCGUUUGUCUUCUGUUUGUAUUAUGGACUAAAUAAGACCGUGAUUGUAUGGCAGAGUGAUGGAAACUUGAAAAUCACUCGUAUCCCAUCGUUGGUUCCGUUUGGAUGGAGGACAAACUUCUUCGUAAAAAGCACUUGGCCGAAUGGUCUAUGUAGCAUUCAUUUCCAGACAACGUGAAGACUGAGAAUUAAGCAUCCCUCGGCUCGUCCUACUGCUUUUUCUGUCGUCUACGGUGUGUUCAGGUGCAGAAGUCUUUAAAUGUCUGGUUGUUGCCAAAUGUCAAUAUAUAUAUGUGUGUGUGUGUGUGUGUGUGUGUAUAUAUAUAUAUAUAUAUAUAUAUAUAUAUAUAUAUAUAUACAUAAUGGUUUAUCAUUGUGGAGACUAUUUUUAUACGAGGACCAUUAAUAGGAGAAUCCAGUGAGUGCAGAGUUUGUACUUUCUGCAAAUGUAUGGCGAGAUGUCAUCGUAACGACGGUUCCUACAUCUAUGCAUUUGUGUGUCUUGUUCUACUCGAAAACAAAAAAGCCGAGGAGGUGCUUGCUGUAGCAACCGGGGGCUGUGAUGUAUAUGUUUGUUUAUGUGGAAAAAUGUUUUAUGUCUUAUUUAUUCCUUUAUGGUGGUGACCGCGUUGAUUAGGAUCAUGGCGAUUCCUGAUGAAUGAUGCAGGACUUUAAUAAAUUAAUAAAUUUG